Molecule: messenger RNA, 880 nt
Organism: Bemisia tabaci
Lineage: Eukaryota; Metazoa; Arthropoda; Insecta; Hemiptera; Aleyrodidae
Source: RefSeq, a predicted model, not a curated record
AUUAUUUUUGCCAAGAAUGUCGACUCAAUUUGGGCAAGAACUAUGAGCACACAGCUUUCUGCUAACAUAAACCGGAAACAAAAUAACGAUGAUGAAGACAAUGAGGAUUGUGAUGUUGGAACUGGCGAAGAAGGUGCUAAGCAAAAAGAAAAAGCUAAGAAGAAGAAAAAGGGAACAUUUAAUGUUGAAGAAUUUCAACUCCUUCCUUUUCUCAAUACUGAUAAAAAUAUUGAUAUGGAACUAGACAAGAAAGAGAAUAAACUAGCAAAGCAAUCAGUAGUGAGUCAAGUGAGUCGUGAUGACACGCCGUCGAAGCAGCAGAUCUGUGAAAAACAAGAAAUUUUGGCUGCGGCUGAAAGGUCAGAUCAUUGAUGAUCGAUUAACCUUACCUAAGUUAUAAGUUAUCAUUUAUCAAAUAAAGUUUGUGCUGAAAGUCAGACUUUCAUGGAUAUUUUAUCGAAGUUUUGGAUUCAGUUUCUCAUCCUCAAAGCACCAGCAAUUCACUGAGGUCGCAGACAGAGCAAGGACACAUGGCUUGUAGUAGACUUCCUGCAAGUUUACUAUCUUAAAAGCAUUAUUAUUAUUACCUACUAAAAUAUUAUCUAAUAGAUGUCUGAACUAACGGACAUUGCCAGGUCAUCUUGUUAAGAGAGAAAAUUCAAAUAACCUUUUGAUUAUUGUUGGCCAAUGCUGAUUGAAGUUUGAAUUUACUUUCUGCACAUGAUGACUCGGAUGUUGCAGCACCAUUAUUUUAGAGUUCAUGCCAAAUAAGUUCAUCCACUCAUAGAGAAAGACAGUAAAUUUGCUAUCUUGAUUCUUGUAUUUAUUGUCAAUCCCUAACUAAAGACGGCUGCGGCUAAUCUUCUGCCACCCUCCAAAA